Molecule: messenger RNA, 1680 nt
Organism: Meyerozyma guilliermondii ATCC 6260
Lineage: Eukaryota; Fungi; Ascomycota; Pichiomycetes; Serinales; Debaryomycetaceae
Product: glycoside hydrolase family 3 protein
Exons: 1
Coding region: 1-1680 (559 amino acids)
Biological process (GO): glucan catabolic process
Molecular function (GO): beta-glucosidase activity
Source: RefSeq, a predicted model, not a curated record
AUGUCGAAAAACUUUUAUGUUGAAGAAAUCUUACAGCAAUUGACUUUGGAUGAGAAAAUUAGCUUGUUGGCUGGUCGGGAUUUCUGGCAUACAGUACCAGUCAAGCGGUUAAAUAUUCCAUCGAUUCGAACUAGUGAUGGCCCCAAUGGUGUCAGAGGAACCAGAUUUUUUAAUGGAGUAAAGUCCGCUUGCUUUCCAUGUGGAACUGCGUUGGCUUCAACCUUCAACAAGGAGUUGUUAAAUGAAAGUGGUAAGCUCAUGGGAGAAGAAGCCAAACAUAAAGGUGCCCAUAUUUUGUUGGGACCUACCACCAAUAUGCAAAGAGGACCUUUAGGGGGCCGUGGGUUCGAGUCUUUCAGUGAGGACCCAUACUUGGCUGGAAUGGUAUCUGCUGCCAUUGUCAAUGGUGUGCAAAGCGAACAUGUUGCAGCCACCAUCAAACACUAUGUUGGUAAUGAUUUGGAACACGAGCGUAAUGCUAGUGACUCAAUUGUUACUCCUCGUGCAAUGCGUGAAAUCUACUUGGAGCCUUUCCGCUUGGCAGUCAAGCACGCGAAUCCCAAGGCUUUCAUGACUGGUUACAACAAAGUUAAUGGAGAACAUGUUUCUCAAUCAAAACUCUACAUUGACGAGAUAUUGAGAAAAGAGUGGAAUUGGAAUGGACUUGUGAUGUCUGACUGGUUCGGAACUUAUACCACGAACACCUCGAUUGAAAACGGAUUGGAUUUGGAAAUGCCUGGUCCUACCAGAUUCAGAACUCAAGCUGCUGUGGGCCAUAUGAUCCAAACCAGAGAGUUGCACAUUAACGAUCUCAAUGCCAGAGUUCGUAAUGUGUUGGAAAUAAUCAAGUAUGCGCUUGACUCUGGAAUUCCUGAGGAUUGUCCUGAAGACGAAAAAAACAACACUGAGGAAACAGCAAAGCACCUUCGUGAAGUUGCUGGAGAGAGUAUUGUGUUAUUGAAAAACGAGGGCAUCUUACCAUUGCAAAAAAAUGAAAAAAUUGCUGUUAUUGGUCCCAACGCAAAGAUAGCUGCGUACUGCGGAGGUGGUUCUGCUUCAUUGAGAGCUUACUAUACGGUGACCCCAUACGAGGGUAUCACCAAAAAAUUGGGAAAAGAGCCUCCAUAUACCACUGGUGCUCAUAGCCACAAAACCUUGCCAGAUAUGGGAAGAAUCACCAAAAACCCUGUAACCGGUGGAAUGGGACUCAACAUGAAGUUCUUCCACGAGCCUCCUACAGAAAAGACAAGAACUCAAUUUGACGAGGUGGAUAUCGACACUUCUCAGGCAUUUUUGGCAGACUACUACAACAAAAAUUUAAAAGGAAAUUUGUUCUGGGCCGAUAUCGAAGGUGAAUUUGAAGUGGAUGAAUCUGGCGAGCAUGAGUUUGGCUUGACGGUGUGGGGAAGUGCACAAUUGUUUGUUAACAAUAAACUUGUGGUAGACAACACCAAGGACCAAGUUGGAGGAGAUGCGUUUUUCAACUUAGGCACAAUUGAGCAGAAGGGAACCAUCAAGUUGGAAAAAGGUGCAAACAAUAAGAUAAGAGUGGAGUUCGGUUCUGCUCCUACAUCCACCAUCAAGACUCAAGAUUCAGUUGAUUUCGGUGGAGGUGGAGCUGUGCGUUUUGGGUUCGCCCAGAUUAUCGAUCCACAGGAGGAAAAUCGCCAGGGCAGUUGA